AUGCUAAAAACAAGCGCUUAUUUGCUUUUACUCGUCGUUUUUGUGGUAAUAGAGACGAAAUAUUGGAAGAUAGUUGGUUUGGGAAGAAGUAUUCUUAUAGGAGGACCGCUGUACAAAAAAUCAUCCGAAUUCGUCUGUUUUGAUGGCUCGAAGAGCAUAAAGUACGAUCAUGUGAAUGAUGACUAUUGUGACUGUCCCGACGGCAGCGACGAACCUGGAACCUCUGCCUGCCCAAACGGGAAGUUUCAUUGCGCCAACAAAGGCCAUACUUCUGCCGACAUCCCGUCGUCUCGAGUGAACGACAAAAUCUGUGAUUGUUGUGAUGGAAGCGAUGAGUACAGCGGAUCCGUUGAGUGUCCUAACAUUUGCGAUGAACUGGGUAAUAGUGCUCGAGAACAGAAGCGCAAACAGAUGGAAAUCGAAAGGAAAGGAUAUGUUGCAAGAAAAAUUUUAGCCGCUGAAGGGCAGAAGCUAAGGGAAGAAAAACUGCAAGGAGUCGUUCCACUUAAGGAGGAGAAGGCACAGCUUCUGUUGAAGAAAGAGGAACUGCUGCAAAUGAAGAAUAUGGCUGUAGAAAAAGAGACUACACUUAAGGACAAGCAUAGAGAAGUAAACAUUGUUUUCUCUAAUAGGAUAACUUUGGAUGAAAUCAAAAAUUUGGGAUAUCUUGACGACAACAAUGACGGAACAGUUUCCGAAGAAGAAGCUAAGUCAUUCGCCGAGCAAGAUUUUGGCGCUGAUUAUGCAUGGGCUACACUCAAAGGGAAAUGUUUCGAGCGUACCGAGAAGCAGUACACCUACAAAUUCUGCCCAUUUGAGAGGGUAGUGCAAAUAGAGAAAAGUGGUGUCGGAGAAACUGGUCUUGGGUCAGUAGAAUGGUCUGGUGAAUUGCCUAGAAAAUACUCUAAGCAAAGUUAUAGGGAUGGACAGGCGUGUUGGAAUGGUCCUCAGCGCUCUACUGAGGUGGAUAUUCAAUGCGGUGAAGACUCGGAGUUGAUUGAGGCAAGUGAACCCGCUAAAUGUGAGUAUCGGUUCGUAUUUCGAACGCCGGCAGCGUGCAAUGAUCCUGACCAAGAGGAAGCAACACAUAUGGAACUUUGA
Angiostrongylus costaricensis is the source of this 1101-nucleotide messenger RNA. The record is from the annotation of a GenBank genome assembly. NCBI's taxonomy places the organism in Eukaryota, Metazoa, Nematoda, Chromadorea, Rhabditida, Metastrongylidae.